Molecule: messenger RNA, 4031 nt
Organism: Manis pentadactyla (Chinese pangolin)
Lineage: Eukaryota; Metazoa; Chordata; Mammalia; Pholidota; Manidae
Gene: PROKR2
Product: prokineticin receptor 2
Exons: 4
Coding region: 244-1482 (412 amino acids)
Biological process (GO): neuropeptide signaling pathway
Cellular component (GO): membrane
Molecular function (GO): neuropeptide receptor activity
Source: RefSeq, a predicted model, not a curated record
AGAAAGAGCAACAGCCGGGCGCCGCGCCUCGGCACGCGCAGGUCCGGGUCCCAGAGGCGGGAACCGAGUGGCCGGGCCGCGGAGCGCGCGGGUAGGAGGCGCCGAGGCAGCCCGUUGCCUAAGCACAAGGAGCAGCAGGGAAUUCGCUCCCACCCACAACCAGCUUCUUGCAGAAUCCUGGAUCCAGGAUUGCAGGUUGACUCUCCCCAGAGGUGUGAGCAGGGUCCUAGGCUCUCUGACCUCAUGAGAGCAGAAGGUCUGGAUCCCCUGCUCAGAGUGCUCAGACCCCUGAGACUCCCACACUCCACUCCACCUCCAAGCCUCCCCAUGGCAACCCAGAAUGGCAACAGUAGUUUUGCACCCAACUUCACUCCACACGAAGACCAUGCCUCCUCCCUCCCCUUCAACUUCAGUUACGGUGAUUAUGACCUCCCUCUGGAUGAGGAUGAGGAUAUGACCAAGACCCGGACCUUCUUUGCAGCCAAGAUAGUCAUUGGUGUGGCCCUGGCAGGCAUCAUGCUGGUUUGUGGCAUUGGCAACUUUGUCUUUAUUGCUGCCCUUGCCCGCUAUAAGAAGCUGCGCAACCUUACCAACCUGUUCAUUGCUAACCUGGCCAUCUCCGACUUCCUGGUGGCUAUCAUCUGCUGCCCCUUCGAGAUGGACUACUAUGUGGUGCGCCAGCUCUCCUGGGAACACGGCCACGUGCUUUGUGCCUCUGUCAACUACCUGCGGACUGUGUCACUCUACGUCUCCACCAACGCCCUGCUGGCCAUCGCUCUUGACAGGUAUCUCGCUAUCGUUCACCCCUUGAAACCACGGAUGAAUUAUCAGACGGCCUCUUUCCUGAUUGCUUUGGUCUGGAUGGUGUCCAUUCUCAUCGCCAUCCCAUCGGCCUACUUCACCACAGAAACAGUUCUCUUCAUCGUCAAAAGCCAGGAAAAGAUCUUCUGUGGCCAGAUCUGGCCAGUGGACCAGCAGCUCUACUAUAAGUCCUACUUCCUCUUCAUCUUCGGCAUCGAGUUCGUGGGCCCAGUGGUGACCAUGACCCUGUGCUACGCUAGGAUCUCGCGGGAACUCUGGUUCAAGGCGGUGCCUGGUUUUCAGACGGAACAGAUCCGCAAGCGGCUGCGCUGCCGGCGGAAGACGGUCCUGGUGCUCAUGUGCAUCCUCACCGCCUACGUGCUGUGCUGGGCGCCCUUCUACGGCUUCACCAUUGUGCGCGACUUCUUCCCCACAGUGUUCAUCAAGGAGAAGCACUACCUCACGGCCUUCUACAUCGUUGAGUGCAUCGCCAUGAGCAACAGCAUGAUCAACACCGUGUGCUUCGUGACGGUUAAGAACAACACCAUGAAGUACUUCAAGAAGAUGAUGCUGCUCCACUGGCGUCCCUCCCACCACGGGAGCAAGUCCAGUGCUGACCUCGACCUCAAAACGAGCGGCAUGCCGGCCACAGAAGAGGUGGACUGUAUCAGGCUGAAGUGAUCCGUUGGUGUUUCAGACACCCAAAAAGCCAACCCUUAGAGCACACUUCACCAGUACCCAAGCGCGUAGGCUGCAUGGGGAAAGGGCAACUAGGUUCACACCUCAGCACCCUGGAGAGCUGGAUGUUCUGGGCCUUAAAGCACAGUGAGACUAGACACAAACCACAGCAGCUAACAUUUCCUGAUCUCAGCUCAACACAUCAUGUGUGCACAACCACACCCGUGAGCCCAGACACAGGUAACAGCAACUGACAUUGACUGAAUGUCUACUGUGUGCUAGCCACAACAGUGAGAUAAGACUGGGCUGAUUACCCACUGUGUACAAAAAUAUUUAAAUAACAGAACAAAAUGGUAGAAGUUAUUGGGGUCAUCAAGCUAUAUCCAGAUGUAUAGAUGACCAGACAGAGGCCACAAAUGGCUAUCUGGAGUCUGGAGUCACUUUCCAUCUUCCCUUAUUCUGUGUCUCAUCAAUUCAGACGUGAGAAGGCCAUAGAAUAAGGCACUUAGACACAGUGGAAGUGUACAAAUAACGUUUGUCCGAGUGUGGGGUUUACAUACAGCCUUAUGGAAUGAGAGUUCAUGCCAUCACAUUGAGCUUUCCCACUCAGCUCCUACUACCUCUCUAGGAUAUUCUCGAAGAUUCUAGCUGCCAGAAAAGAAUUUUUCUCAUAACCAGGCCCUUGAUUGUCUACAGUGAUAUAAUUUCAAAGGAAAGAACCAAAAAAAAUCUCUUUUCCACUGAUGCUUGAAAGCUCACUAUUCUUUUGGAUGAACAUAUACAGUCCUUCAGGGAGGAACACGUCCAGAUUCUGACUCCUUAGUGUAAAGGAUUUCAAGGGCUCUAAUGUCAUGAAGGAAGGAGACAGAGAAAAGGGUAGACAGAGCUUGCACCUGGCAAUGAACAUAAUCUUUGUGGCCAUUUUGCUAAGGCCUGGACCACUUUUCUAGAACAAACCCCCUUUUACAAGAUGAGCUCUGCCUGGAAUCCAAAGGGCUGGAAUGAAGUCCUAACUCCAAGAUUCGUAUGACCUGGAUAUUUCUCUCUGUAUCUCAGCUUUGCUUCAAUGAAAUAAGGAUAAUGAAAAUACCUGUGCUGUCUAGCUUACAGGACUAUUGGGAGUAUCCCCAUUGAGGUCAUAAUUUGUAGAAGUGCUUUUCAACAAUCAAGUGAUAAAAAUGGGUAAGUGAUACUGAACAGUUUGUUUGCACAAAGGAAACCCCAUCCACUACGGCUUAUUAUGAAGAAACACUUGCACUUUUUCAUACCUAUUCUUUGGAUCCCUGAACUCUCCAUAGUGUAGCCCAUCUCUGCUGGAGCAAAAAAGGCCUGGGUUCUAAUCAGGAAGAUUCACUGGCAGGGUCUGAGUGACCCCUCCAGACUCAGCAUCCCACAGCCCUAGAAGUGUUAACAAUCUUCCUGAAUGUUGCCAAACAGCACUCCCCAGGGCUGCAUAAUCUGUUUCUAUUAUUAUACAUCUGUGGUGGUUGUGUAUAUUUGCCCUUAUCUCUUCCUGAAUCAUUUUGAAGCAGAGACUAUACAAAUGGUGUCUGGUUUGGGAAUAACCCAUCCACAUUUGGACAACUACUUUUCUAUAGAGUAGGAGUUAUUUAGUUGUUUGCUUGUCUUUUUUUUUUUAAUUCAUUUUUGGUUUGUUUAUCCAACAGUGAAGUUUCAGUCAACAUUUUCUUCCAUCAGCACCCAGCAGACUCACUUUCAGCCCAGUCUGUACCCUCAGAAAAUGUAAACUUACUUUAAUAUUAGCCUAAGCCAAAUGGUUUAUAAAUUCUGAGUGUAUUCUAAAGCCAGGCAAGUAGGUGUCUGGGGUUACGAACAUAGUAAUAACUGUAUUUUUAUUUAUUACCCCAUCCUGAUGCUUCUAAUAAGACUCUUUAAGGGUAGACCGUGUACCAAUUAUGUUUGUCAAAAGAAUUCAACCCCCUUUUUCCUCUUAAUCCAAAAAUGUCCCAUCCUCCCUUCAUUUAUUUUAACCGAAACAACCUUUGUAAAUACCCUUGUGUAUUUGUGAUUUUUCCAUUGAAUAGAAGUGUUAUGUUAUCAAAUUAAGUAACAUAAGGAGUCUCAACCACACGGUGUUCAAGCUUCCCCUCCACCCCCGCCCCACUGAUCUUUCAUAUAUGUUAGUGUAUUUAGAUAUAAGUAAUAGCCAUCUAAACAAUUCAACUCUGAAACAGAGAAGGAAGUUGUUGAAGGCAUUUUUAGAGUAGUGGUAGCUCAUACCAGCAACAAGUCCCAUCCCAUCUUGGUUACAUCCCUUAAGCUUAACAGCCUAGAAGAAGUCAUGCAUGCAAAUAAGCAGAGAACCACUACUCUGUGCCCAUGUUAUCCCUUCAUUUUAAAAUUAUCUUGUUUGUUGAAUGAAAACUGCUGUUUGCAUGGAGAGUGUUCAUUCAUCUAACUGGUGUUAAAGUAAUAAAAUAAUUUGAAUUUACCCUUUCCUUCUCAAGACGAAUUAAUGAUAAGCUUAAGAUACUUUUAACAUGCUAAGAUAUGUAACCAUUUAUAUAUACAAUUAUAUAGUGGAAAUUUCA